CAUUUAAUAACUGAUCAAUUAAAAAAAAUCACAUCUGACCUGACUAAUGCUUGCUAAUGGCCAACAUCGUUGUCAGUUAAUCUAUUUUGUCUGUGCAAAUGAGCAAUUAAAUAAUCUUCAUGAAAACGCUGCUUAACUCCAUCAUGCAAUUUAUCAACCAUUUUUCUAUAACAUAUAUCUAGUUCUCAACCAGCUGCCUCGCCAUGAACCUCUCAGACCUCCUCUUCAGCUGCAAUGUCAGCCCAAGUGAGACACCACAGCUCGACAUUAGUGUCACCAGGAGAGAGCCGUUGGCAAUCGCUGUGCCUAUGACAAUCUUCUAUGGCAUUGUCUUCUUGUGUGGAGUCUUAUUCAAUGGUGUGAGCAUACUGACUCUCCUCAUGGAUGCUCAUAUGAGAGUCAGUGCCAUUCGUUUCUACCUUCUCAGCCUGGUAUUGUCAGACAUUCUACAGCUCUUGACCAUCCCCGUUACUUUGUAUCGGUACUACUGGGAGAGCUACCCAUGGCGUCUGGGCCAAGUGGUAUGCAAGGUCUACUUCAUGAUGCGCCAAGUGUACUGUGCCACCACAAGCUGGGUUAUCAUGACUUUCAGCACUGAGCGCUAUGCAGCCAUUUGCCACACCAUGUGGUCUGUCUCCAGCUUAAAGAAGUCACGGCUGCCAUGUCUCCUUUCAGUAUGGAUAAUUUCUCUGGUCUCAGCAGUACCCUUUGCUCUGGUCUAUGACCAAGCUCGGGCCUGCAUCCUAGACUACACUGCAACCACGCGAGAAGACGCUUUCCACGUUUCCACUAUGUGCGAGAUGACAGAGCCUGAUCCUGCACACAUCUACAAAGGGGCUUUACUGUUGAGAGCCGGGUUCUUCUUUCUGGUCCCACUUGUCUCCAUCUUUACCCUCUAUCUGCUCAUACUUCUCCACCUGAGAAGGAACGGACGUCAAAGGAGGAACAUGGGUCUCAUGCGGCCGAAUCCGGAAGGAAGACGAGAUAUCCAGUGCCAUCAGAACGGAAAGCUACUUUUAAGUGAGAAGAGAGCUCUAAAACUCAUGGGUGCAGUUGUGGUUGCCUUUUUUAUUUGCAACUUUCCAGACAUUGCCUCGUCGCUGAUGCAGGUCUAUGUGGUUGUGUGGUCUGACACUGUCCUUUCUGUCUACACAAUCCUUAAAUCAUACUUGUCACUUCCACUGUGGUAUAUCAACGGUGCUCUGGACCCACUACUGUUUUGUAUUUCCUCCCACAUAUUUCGCCGGGCAUGCUGGAGAACUUUGGGCAGGCUCAGGCCUCGAUGCUAUUGGAAGUAUGGGAACAUGCCUUGGCUGCGACAGAGAAGUUCUAGUGUAAAAGCAAGCACAGCAGUCAGAGAGAGGAUUAAUGGUAAAUGCAAUAGAGACAAUGGACAUAAAUUAAAUACAGUCACUAACAAAUCAGGUCAGAGGGAUAGGUACAUGGAAGCUCUCUUGAACAUGAGUUCAUUGUGAGUGUUUUACUACUUCACACUGUUAAAGACAAGAGUGUGAUCUAAAAACUAAAUGAAUUUUUUCCUAAAAAAAAAGUCUAUUUCUUUCCUUCACUCAGAGAGUGUCAUGAAAAUGUUUGAAAAGACUGUAAAAAUGUUUACUGUGUCUACAGAAUAUGUGGAUUUAAGUUGUGCUGUCAAGUAACAUUUCCGUUCUUUCAGAUGCUUUUUUGUCUAGCUACAAAUAUGUCUUAAAGUGUGUAUAAGUGUGUGUGGCAGCUAUGAAGACAUUCAGUGAAUGCAGUAUGUUUUCAGUGCGGUACCACAUUCCCAAAGUUUCCCAAAUUGUUACUGGAUAAAAUGUGUACUGUGUUGAGGUUAUGUAGCUCAAGAAUUUCCCUCCAGGGAUAAAUAAAGGAAUUCUGAUUCUGAUUCUGAUUAUAUCAUAACUUUAAUUGUGACAUGCUCAUCAUUUUUUUUCUAUGUAGAAGAGAAAAAAAUGCUCAGAUGCUGGGUCAGAACCAUGACUGAGUCACAGACAUGUUGCUUGCUGGCAGUGAUUAUCAGUCAUCUGCUUUAUUAUAUUCUACCUUCAAAAAGCCAAAAUGGUCAUCUGAACCUAGAUGACCAUUUUGGAAAAUAAUUAA
This is a messenger RNA of Scatophagus argus, 2100 nucleotides long. Its product is annotated as pyrokinin-1 receptor-like. Gene Ontology annotation, biological process: G protein-coupled receptor signaling pathway. Gene Ontology annotation, cellular component: plasma membrane. The record is from RefSeq and is a predicted model, not a curated record. Lineage: Eukaryota; Metazoa; Chordata; Actinopteri; Scatophagidae. Gene Ontology annotation, molecular function: G protein-coupled receptor activity.